UUCAGUCGAAGUUUAGCUACUGAUCGAGCUAGUCAUAAUUAAUUUGCGAUGAAAUACGUUUUGGCCUUUUGUUUGCUACUCUGCCUGGGUUUGAGCCACGUCAAUGCCGGUUGCAACGAUGUUUGCCCCGAGACAGAGGAGGUUGUCUGGGCUAUGGGAGGAGGAUGUAGUGUCUUCCGUAAUAAAUGUUUCUUCGAUAAAGAUAACUGCACUCGCAGGCCAGCUCUAACCAUUGCUACCAAGGAGGAAUGCCAGAAACAUUGUCCUGAUAUUUGUCCACAAAUCUUUGCUCCCGUGACGGGCAACUAUAAAGGACAAAUUAGAAACUUUGGCAAUGCAUGUGAAAUGCUUUUACAUUCCUGCAAAACUGGAGAGACGUUCGUGAACUAAACUCUGUAUGGUAAAGUGCAGUCAACUGGAAUCUUUUUGCGGUUAUUCCAAACAGUUUCUUUAUUCGAAUUAAAAUAAAUAAAAACACGCAAUAUGAAUUCAA
This is a messenger RNA of Drosophila innubila, 493 nucleotides long. RefSeq lists its product as uncharacterized. The transcript has 3 exons. Gene Ontology annotation, molecular function: protein binding. The coding region runs from base 49 to 390 and encodes 113 amino acids. NCBI's taxonomy places the organism in Eukaryota, Metazoa, Arthropoda, Insecta, Diptera, Drosophilidae. The record is from RefSeq and is a predicted model, not a curated record.